Messenger RNA from Brassicogethes aeneus, 918 nucleotides. The record is from the annotation of a GenBank genome assembly. NCBI's taxonomy places the organism in Eukaryota, Metazoa, Arthropoda, Insecta, Coleoptera, Nitidulidae.
UUCGUUAGGUUGAAAACACUGAUUUCCGUUGCAAAUUUCAUGUAUGUUUUAGAUGUCAUAAACAUAAAUUUAUAAACAUUUAAAUAAUGGCAGAAGCGAUUUGUGACGAUUCAAAGGAAGCUAAAGAAAAGGGUGAAAACAUUGAAUGCGCUGUUUGUCUACAACCCUGCAUCCAUCCUGCCCAGUUGCCCUGUGGCCAUAUAUUUUGUUUUCUAUGUGUGAAAGGAUUCGCGAAUCAAAGUAAAAAAUGCGCAAUGUGCAGACAAGAAAUUCCCAGAGAUUUCAUUGAACAGCCUCAUCUAUUGCAUGCAGCUACUGAAGAGUCAACGGAAUUCGAUGGGGGCUACCAAUGGUUCUAUGAAGGAAGAAACGGGUGGUGGCAAUAUGACGAAAGGACAAGCAAAGAACUUGAAACUUCUUAUAAAAGUGGCGACAAAACCUGCGAACUCUUGAUUGCAGGUUUCUUAUACAUUGUGGAUUUUGAAAGUAUGUUGCAGUUACGCAGAAAUGACCCAUCUAGGAGACGAAAAAUCAAAAGGGAUUUUGCAACUAUACCCAAAAAAGGUAUCGCUGGUCUAAGAACCGAAGGAGAAUCCUCAAGUACAGACAGCCAGGGCAAUGACACAAGACCAGAAAGUCCUGUAGAUGGUAGAAACGACAAUAUUGUACCAAUUACCCCUUCAAACACCCCACAGAGUCCGACGAGCGGCCGGGAAUCCCCGCACCAAGAGGAGGAUCUUCAAGCAACCAUGGAAAGAAUAAGCUCUCUAAGAUUAAGUUCCAGCCCUUCAAGAAAUGACAAUGAUGAAAAUCCACCUGGCAGGUCGAGGUCGACAAGGAGUAGGUAUCACAGACAUAGAAGUGUGGAUUGAGUUUUUGGAUUUAUUGGUGAUAAUGAUGUAUUUAUUCUUUUAUGUA